UCAUUGGUGAUUGCUUGCACAGAAUUCCCAUAUGACCUUCUGUCGUAUUGCUCAUGAGAAACUUGUGGAACUCGCGUGGAUGAGUCUCAAUGCGCCGCCUAGCAAGUGUAUUUGUGGCCAAGCGCUGCCAAAAGAUUCGACAGUUUAUUACAUCGAAUGCAUCUCUCUGAUAUCAUAUGGCCUUUUUAUAAUUGUCCCGUAUUUGCGCUUUCUGGUCUGCUGAAAUGGUCCCCACGGUUAUAUGGACGUAUAACUCGAGAAUACUGGAGCACAGAGGAUAUACCUGUCGUCUUCGUCGGUUGAAACAGCCUUGUAUACGGCAAGCCCACUGAUUAUAGAACGAUCUUGGGUGAUUAUAUGUUGUGUGGUUGAACGAGAGUCGAAUAUGUCUUUAUCGUGACUUGUAUAUAAAACAGUUGUGGCAGUGCUGUUGACUACAUGAGCGAGUUCGAUACGUCAUGACUGUCGGG
This is a messenger RNA of Aspergillus glaucus CBS 516.65, 470 nucleotides long. RefSeq lists its product as uncharacterized. NCBI's taxonomy places the organism in Eukaryota, Fungi, Ascomycota, Eurotiomycetes, Eurotiales, Aspergillaceae. The transcript has a single exon. The record is from RefSeq and is a predicted model, not a curated record. Bases 32 to 223 code for a protein of 63 amino acids.